ACGCAGUGUAGAGAAGACCCGGAGCAAGACCAACACCCGCCCACAACCCAUCUCCGAUCACCCCCUUCCUUCGGACAGGGUGGAAAUCAUGGGGAACAGCCUGAGGUGUUGUUUGGCGUGCGUUCUUCCUUGUGGCGCUCUCGACUUGAUUCGGAUCGUCCACUUGAACGGCUACGUCGAUGAAAUAACGCGUCCCGUCACCGCCGGGGAAGUCCUCAAGGCCCACCCCAACCACGUCCUCAGCAAGCCGUGCGCCCAAGGGGUGGUUCGCCGCAUCCUCAUACUCUCCCCCGACUCCGAGCUCAAGCGGGGCUCCAUCUACUUCCUCAUCCCCGCUUCUUCUCUUCCCCAAGAAAAAAAGCGGGUGUCCUCCAAGACCAAAGCUCACCGCAAGAAGUCGCACCCUCCUGGUGAAGACGUCUCCGUCUGCGAUCGCCGCCUUGCCUUCUCUAAGAAGAAAUCCUCCUCCUCCUCCCGUAGAGAUCGCCGGCACAGCCGCACCGACAGUGCUUGGACGCCCCACCUCGAGAGCAUCCACGAGGACUGAUAACACAAUAGGCGUGUUCUUUUCCGGUGAGAGGAGUUAUCGGUUUUUGCGGAUACAAAGAUUUUUUCUGCCUUGUUGGUUCCGUCUGCGUGUAGUAACGGCAGAUCGAGAAACGUUGGCAAAUCUACGAUGAGUCGAAGCAUCCCACAAUGACACAGCAAGUCUUACGACAGAGAUUCAACCUUUUUUGUACCGUUUGAACAACUUGUAUAUACAUCCCAAGUUGUAAGUGGAGGUUUUUUACUGUCCUUGUCUUCUUCUUCUUCUUCUUCUUAGCUGAUGCAGAAAAAGAAAGAUUCGGGCAGCGUGUUCUGUUUUACUUCUUCUGAAAUACGAAGGAUCCCCUCUCUGAG
Rhodamnia argentea is the source of this 900-nucleotide messenger RNA. RefSeq lists its product as uncharacterized. The transcript has a single exon. NCBI's taxonomy places the organism in Eukaryota, Viridiplantae, Streptophyta, Magnoliopsida, Myrtales, Myrtaceae. The coding region runs from base 89 to 547 and encodes 152 amino acids. The record is from RefSeq and is a predicted model, not a curated record.